AUGCGCAGUGCAAAACCAGGGAAUCACCUUAGCAUGAGCGACACAGAGGAUACAAACACAAGCAAAGAAGAACAACGCCUGGAAAAGGACAUAGACAAGGAAAUUAACAAGCUAAAAUACUUUUUGGAGGAAACAGACGAAUUGAUUGGAGUACAAGAUUACACAGAAAUAAAAAUAGCCGAGAAACGAGCAGAGAUGAUCAUUGUGGAAUUAUCGGAUCUUGUUGCACCACAGGCGUCCCAUGCUCACGUUAUGUAAAUUUACUUUAUCAUUCGAGAGUCGGUGUCGCAUUACAAGCGACCGUUGAGAUUUUGUAUGAGAAAUAAAAUACUGAGGUCUGCGAUAGCCUGCGAACGACAGACGUUUCUCCUCGCUCAUCGCCGCUGAGGGACGUUUCGCGAGGAGGAAACGCGAAACGUCCCUCAGCGGCGAUGAGCGAGGAGAAACGUCUGCCGUUCGCAGGCUAGGUCUGCGAUCGCUAAAUAUCAUUUUUUUUUUUACUUUUUUUUUGCCUAUGAAAUAAAUAAAGGAGACUUACCUUUGACGUACUGCUGUUUUUUUGGUGCGAAUUCAUCGAUUUAGUUGUUUUUUUGGCUGUUAUUGUGUGACCCUGUCACUCUCCUCACAAUACUAAGUAUUGAAGAGAGUGACAAAAUACGAAAUAUUAUGAAGAAAGUGACAGGGGUCACACAAUAACGGCUAAAAAACCCCGUUUAAAUCGAUGAAUUCACACCAAAAACACUGGAAUACAACAAAGGUAAGUCUUCUUUAUUUAUUUUAGAGAGAAAAAGUAAAAAUAAUGAUACUAAGCGUUCGCAGACCUCAGUAUUUUAUUUCUCAUACAAAGUCUCAACAGUCGGUUGUAAUGCGACACCGACUCUCUUGUGAGAAAGUUAAUUUACAUAACACACUCAUAACGUGAGCUUGGUCAUUAAGGGGACAAAUUACAACAGAGUGAAAGAAUUCUAUGAGAGACUGAACAAAAAACCAUGAUACCAUACAGACCCUGGAGAGGCAGAGAUGCUAAGAGGGUUUGUUAUGACCGUCAUCAAGAAAUUGCCUCACGCAAAGCCUGGCCUUGGGAGGACAGGUGACGACUGGGAGAAAUGUACCAUGACUGACAUGCUCGAUAAUCUGCGGCAGUGGUUGAAAAGACAAGGUCGAUGAUGCACCUUGGGCAUACGUGGACACUGGAGCUGGGAGGGAAUUCAUUACAAGCAAAGCGGCUGAAAGUCACGAAAUACGAGAGAUUCUCACCGUAAACGGCACCAAGAGACCUGACUAGUUCAAUCGAUAAAACCGAUAAUCGAUAACGAUUGAUAAAAUCGAUUAAAAUUAAUUAAUUGUAUCGGAAAUCGAUAGAAAUCGAUCAAGGGAUACGUUGUAAGUAAUCGAUUUUAUCGAACUUAUCAAAUUUAUCGGCGCAAUACGUUUCCACGUAUUUAAGGGCAGCGAAGCAUCAGAACCUCCCGAAAACCAGUCUAACAAAAAAUUACUAUCGUAGGAUAAAUUUAAAGAUUUAUUUCACAAAUAAAAUGUUGAACAAUACGUAACAUAAUCGGUAUUAUACUUAACAUGAUUCAGCGGAGAAACAAAACGUAACAGCUUCUUUUUGCAUUUUACUUAGAAACUAUUCAAGUUAAACACCGUUGAGACAUUGUACGACGGUAGUACAGCGGACGUACAAUUCCGGCCUAUGAGCGAGCGAGAAGGUCUUAAGACGCCCAGAUAAAACAGAUGUAAGCCCCUUAUUAAACGCAUCGGCAAAAACACAGCUUGUUUUUUAAACGCUGUCUCGGAAGAACCGGUAUUUUGCAUUUAAAAGUGAACAAUACACGGUCCUUAAUGAAAACAAUAAAAUCGAUAAAUCGAUAAAUUCAAUACCUUAAAAGAGCCGCGAUGGUUGUGAGUAUCGAUUUCUAUCGAUUGAUCGAUAAAUUUGAUAACGUUUAAAUUUGAAUUAUCGAUAGUUAUCGAUUUAUCGAACGGUUUUCCGAUAUCGGUUUUUAUCGAUUGAAAUGGUCAGGAAAGAGAAAAUCUAUGCCCAUCUUUCACCUCUCAGUUGAGUCACUGGAUGGAAAAGCGAGUGAGAUUCUGGUAACUGGAACGAAGUUGUGAGACUUCACAACGGUACGAAGACCAGACAUAAACAAGUUGAAUAAGCAGUAGGAACAUACCAAAGACAAGAGAUUCUACAAACAGAUUCGAGACGAGUAUCCCAUACACGUGAUUUUAGGAGACAAUACCUGUUGUCGAAUAAGAACCGAAGAAGUAUACAAGGGACAGCCGGGAGAACCAAUUGUGGAAGGAACGACCUUUGGCUGGGUAAUCCAUGGUGGAAACCUCCAGAUAGCAAGAGCUUCGUCAGCAGAGAGUCAAGUGACUAUGAGCGGCUUUACAGCCUCGACGUUUUGGAGGUCAGGGACAGAGGUGAAAACGACAAGCUUGAUGUUUACACGGAGUUAAAAGAGAACAUAGUAAGGGACAACGACGAGGUAAACAUUCCUUGGAUACCGGGAGCAAAACUAGAUGGAACCAAUGAAGAACAAGGCCGGAGACGCUUACAGAACAUGGAUAUCAAACUAGGACAAAAGGAACAAUUGAAGGCUGAAUACAAACACACAUAA
Porites evermanni is the source of this 2627-nucleotide messenger RNA. The record is from the annotation of a GenBank genome assembly. NCBI's taxonomy places the organism in Eukaryota, Metazoa, Cnidaria, Anthozoa, Scleractinia, Poritidae.